Caenorhabditis remanei is the source of this 384-nucleotide messenger RNA. RefSeq lists its product as uncharacterized. The transcript has 3 exons. The coding region runs from base 1 to 384 and encodes 127 amino acids. NCBI's taxonomy places the organism in Eukaryota, Metazoa, Nematoda, Chromadorea, Rhabditida, Rhabditidae. The record is from RefSeq and is a predicted model, not a curated record.
AUGAGGAUUCACAAAUUUUUCAAUUACGUGAAAUAUUUUCUUGCAUCACGUUGCGAAGAUGAGGGAUUGGAACAUUCCUUAUUGUUGGGAUUGGAACUAGAAACAGACGACAAGGAGAUUUCCAACCACCAAGUAUUGCAAAUAUUCGAGAGAUUAGCUAGAAGCGUUGUCGAAUCGCCAGACGAAUCUCAAGAUGUUGUCAAAAUUAAGAAAUACUAUGUUGUGAAGAUUUGCGAUCUAAUGUCGUGGGGAAUGCCCGGAGAUGAGACUAACGAGAGAAUUGAGAAGAUGUCCAAGUUGGUAUGCGACAGCGGGGAGAAAAUCUCUCUGGAUGUUCUCGCCAAGAAGAUGGUCGAGACAUUCGAAGAGUGUUGCAAAAAUUGA